Messenger RNA from Oncorhynchus tshawytscha (Chinook salmon), 3429 nucleotides. RefSeq names its product LIM domain and actin-binding protein 1. The record is from RefSeq and is a predicted model, not a curated record. Gene Ontology annotation, biological process: actin filament bundle assembly. Gene Ontology annotation, molecular function: actin filament binding. Gene Ontology annotation, cellular component: plasma membrane; actin cytoskeleton. NCBI's taxonomy places the organism in Eukaryota, Metazoa, Chordata, Actinopteri, Salmoniformes, Salmonidae. The coding region runs from base 213 to 2450 and encodes 745 amino acids. The transcript is spliced from 11 exons.
GUAAUUAACCAAAGCCAUUUACAUUAGCUAUACAAAACGUAUCUGGUUUAGCAGCAAGAGAUUAAAACAAGUCAAGUAUGUUCGUUUAACAAUGUAAUUAAAAUCUCAGAUACUAGUAGAUUAAUCGACUCCAACCAACGUCUCUCUUUCUAUUGUGCACCUGUGGGACUGUCGGGGGAACUGCGGUAGGCAACAUCAUAAACGAGGCGGAGAUGGAAGGCGGAAGUUCGUUCAGCAGAAAGUCGUGGGCGUCGCAGUCUUUACGGGUCACCGCCAGGGAGCUCUCAUUGGUCAGCACGCGAGGCAAGACCAACGCUAUUGCAGAGCGCUUCUCCAAGUACCAGAGAGCUGCUGAGGAGGCCAAUGCUGAGAAGAAGAAAGCAUCGGUGGAGAGCCUGCCUCCCACUCUGCGUUCAGGGAACCUGAGUGUUCUGAAGAAGCGCUGGGAGCAGCCAGCACCUCGCCAAGACAAACCCUCCCUGCUACCAGCCGGCCCACCCCGCGCCCGCCUUAUCCCCCCAGCUGUGCCCAAACCAGUGCCACCGACUGAGCACCGCCCCCCAGCCAAAUCCCCAGGAUCCCCGGGCACUCAGGGUAGUCAAGACAGUAUCCAGUAUCCUUCAGCAGCUAUAGCCAAGGAAGGAGCGGAGAGAAGGAUGGAGAGAAAAGAUCAGCGGCCAAGUGGGGGAGAGGAGGAGGAAGGGCUGAUGCAGGUGGAAGAUAAGGUGGCGCCACCCAGCCCCUGCAGCCCCGUUGAGAAACCCAGCGUGCCUCUCAACAGCCUGAAGAUGAUGUUUGAGAAGGGAGAGGGCGCCAAGAGAAGGGUGAGCACGGGACUACACAGCAGCUCCUCCGAGGACAUGGACCAGAGAAUAGGAGUGUUAUCCCCUGACCGAGUUCUGGAGACCACCUCCCUGAAGGAAAGAAUGGCCAAGUACCAGUCAGCCGUUACCAAAAAGGGCCCACUAGCACGCACUGCCAGUCAGUCAGAGGGAGAGGACGGCAGCCUCAAGGAGAAUGUGCCCCCUAGUGGUGUGGCUGUGGUCAGUACCUACGCGCGUGUCUGUGUGCGUGCUUGUGGCGCGUCUGAGAAAUUUGGUGUUGAGAGCCAGGCUUUAGAGUCCUACAGCAGAAAAGUUGCUGUAGAAGAGACCAAUGGUGAUGGCAUGGACACACCUACCUCUAAGGAUAGUACCUCUUCUCCAUCCUCAGCCCACAGUGACCCGCCCAAGGCAGCCAGGAAGUUCUGCCUGCCCGUGAGGGAGACGUGCAUUGCAUGCCUGAAGACGGUGUACCCAUUGGAGAGGCUGGUGGCUAACACCCAGAUCUUCCACACCUCCUGCUUCCGCUGUCUGCACUGCAACACCAAGCUCAGUCUGGGAAACUACGCCUCUCUGCACGGCAAUGUCUACUGCAAGCCCCACUUCAGCCAGCUGUUCAAGGCCAAAGGCAACUACGACGAAGGCUUCGGCCACCGGCCCCACAAGGAACUGUGGACACCCCGUGCUGAGGGAGAGGAGGAGGAGGAAGAGGGAGUAGACCGGGAGGUGGAGAAGAAGCCAAAGGAGCAGGCCGAAAGAGUGGCGGUGGUGUCCCGUCCAGCCUCGUCAGACAAGCAGCCCAGCCCCACAGUGGAGGAGUCUCCCCUGGCCAAGGUGACAGACCUGACUGCCUCUCUGGAGACACGCAGCCACACCACCUCCACUGAGAAACUCUCCAGCGCCGAGAAAGUCCCAGAGGCCCGCAAGCUGAGGGUUGCCUGGCCCCCUCCUGCUGACAGCGAUGCUGGUACCUCUCAAAUUCUGGAGGCUGGUAGUGGUGUGAGCCGGCCCUGGAGAGCCAAGUGGCCCCCAGAGGGCGAGGUGUCAUCGUCCACCCUGAGCCACGACAGGUCCGAGCUGAAGAGCCUGAGGAGGAGCUCGUCUCUGAAGGAGCGAAGUCGGCCUUUCUCGGUGGCCCCCAGCCUCACCACCAAUGCCCUCGGGCCACGAGAGCCCCGCCGGCCCCUCAAAUCCCUGCUGGAUAGGAGGGGGUCACUGGAAGACAGCCACUCCAUGCCUAAGGAACCAGAACCCAAACCCCAGAGGGAGAGGGAGGUAAGGCAGGAGGACAAAAAGGAGUGCAAGCCCGCCCCGCCCAGCGGCAGUGUGGUGAAUGGAGAGACCAGCUCCGAGGAGGAGGUAGAGAGUCUGCCGGCGGCACAGGAGGAGAGAGAAGAGCCGAUGGAGAGAGGAAAGGAAAUAGAAGGGGCUUCUCUGAAAUGCCAAAGUGCCUCUCCGGAUAUCCCAGCAUCUCCCUCUCCGUCCCCGCAGCCCAAACACAACCGCAGCUCCCAGGACGUGGGCUUCUGGGAGGGCGAGGAGGAGGGGGGCGAGGGGGAGCAGCUCACCGUAGAGGAGAUGAUCAAGAGGAACCGCUACUAUGAGGAAGAGGAGGAAGAUGAUGUCUGAACAGACACUCCACUCUGAAUCUGGCUGGAUUUAGACUGGAUACACACCAACACAUUCUGUCCCCAGUACUCCCCGUCCACCAUAUAUAACCCAGGGAGUUUUUAAAAGUGCAGGGAUAAAACCAUGGGGACCCACUUGUUGAAUUUCUCUCUGCUUGGGUGCAAUCUGUGACCAUUUUGAUUUGUUUGUGUCAUUCACAAUAGGAAAGUUAGCAAUAAAUCAGUCUUACUACACUACAUAAAACCAAAAACCAAGCCUGAUUCUUUUGUUUUCUGAGGGAGCCUGAUAGAAGGGAGCGGUAGAUUGUAGCCAUUUUUUUUUACACUGGUUCAGGCUGGUCUGUCUUUUUUAAAACUGGAAGUAAGUACAGUUACGAUAUAUGACAUCUUUUAUAUAAUCUAGGAAAGGUUACAUCGGCCAUAUCAUUCUCUAAACUGGAAAUUAUCUUUUGUCAACAUUUUAUUUCUUUUGUUGAUGAAGAAAGACUAAGGACUUUUGACAGAAAAGCCUGUCAAAUAAAUAUACAUGUUUGUAUUUGCAAAUCAGAUGCUUAUAUAGCCUUUGCUUCACAGGUACUUAAGUGGACUAGUCCAUACCACUGCCAGAUGGAUAAUAGGAGAAGAGACGUUCUAAAAUGAUCACAAGCAGUCGCUUCAUCUCUUUGAUAAUACUUGAGAAUCAAAAAAGUCUUGUGAUAGAAUGUGGUAAAUUGAUCCUGGCCGAGUAAACCAACAGUGUACUUUGGGUCCUUUACCUUCCUAGAUUUAUUGUUUUUAGUUGUCCUUUGACACAGUGCAUGUUUUGAAUGGUUUUAAAAGCAUCCUAUUUUAUAAUGAAUUUUGAAAAUUGGAUAAAUGCACAAUUGUUAAACUUACCCUUAUGUUUUAUACCUUACUUUAAGGAGGACCAAACCUUUUUCGUAUCUUGGAAUUUUAAAUCAAAGUAUGUUUGAAAUAAAUAAAAUGGUCUAUCAUUGAUA